Parascedosporium putredinis is the source of this 1098-nucleotide messenger RNA. Lineage: Eukaryota; Fungi; Ascomycota; Sordariomycetes; Microascales; Microascaceae. The record is from the annotation of a GenBank genome assembly.
AUGUCGUCUAACGAGGAUCAGGUGGUGCCUCAGUUCGAGUCGCCCAUUCCCAUUGAGAAUGGCAAACAGCUUUCCAUGGUAGUUGUGUGCACGCUCUCCAUCGUCAUUCCUUCCGUCUUUGUCGGCCUGCGUCUGUACGCGCGAACCAUGACCAGUCGGUCCUUGGGCAUGAGCGACUACUUCAUCCUCAUCGGUCUGGUUUUCAAUAUCGGACUCCAAAUCGAUUGUCUGCUCAUGGUCCUCCACGGCGGCUUCGGGUUCCAUCUCAUGGAUGUCGCCCAGCGCUUCGGGCCCGAUACGCUCACUUAUUUCUUCAAGGCAAUCAUGGCAUUUUGCAUACUCUGGAACGUGGCAAUUUGCUUCAGUAAGCUCUCGGUGCUCUGGCUGUACACGACCUUGAUGCCCAUGAAGAAGAUGCUCUACCCUGCCGCCGGUCUCGGCAUUUUCAUCAUUCUGUGGAACACGGGUAAUAUUCUGGGACAGCUUCUCAUCUGCAAGCCGUUUGCCAUGAACUGGGAUCAGACCAUUCCCGGUGGCAAGUGCGGAAGCCAGCGUGACUUUUAUUUCGUCAUGGGCGUCUUCAACAUCAUCACCGAUGUCUUGAUUUUGGGUCUACCCAUGCCAUUCCUUUACAGUCUACACCUUCCAAUGAUGAAGAAGCUGGUCUUGAUUGGCAUGUUUGCCAUUGGCAUAAUGACAUGCGCGAUAUCCAUCUACCGCCAGAUCACGCUGCCUGGACUCGACUUCCGUGACAUGACCUACACUGGACUGUUGGCAACCUUGUUCUCGGCGCUCGAGCCAGCCGUCGCCAUCACGCUGGCCUGCAUCCCGUACCUCCGACCUCUUCUCGGACGAUUCGCGACGCCCACAACAACCUCGAACUACAAGAUCACUGGGGACAAGAGCAUUGGAAGGAGCAGCCGGGCCAGGGCGUUUGAGGAGCUCAAUGACGCCGAUGGCUCUGGCUCGGAAGUCCAGCUGCAGACCAUGGACCCGGGGUUCUCGGUUGAGGCCUCUCCGCCACAGUCCAACGCAACGAAGCCUCGGAAAAAUACCAUUGUAGUGGAGAGAAAGUGGGAGGUCAGCUCUAGUGUAUAA